CACGACAAUAAUUAGAGGUUUGUUUAUAUUUAUAAUUAUGUGCGCAGCUAUUAAAUACCAACAAAAGCCGCGAAGGAUAAAUAAUUCUGAGUAGUUCAAUUCAAAUCGUUUUCCGAUAUUGCUUAUUAUAGAGUAAAAAGAACAUCCGGUUUAAAAAGACACCACUAGCCAUUAAUUUAACUAAUAAGAAAAUCGUUAUAAAGACCGUCAAUCUUGAAAUAAUCUGUUCAUUUGAGAAGCCUUUAAAAGAUAUAUAAUAGAACAUGCACAAAGUACACACGGAUCGAAUAAUAUCAGACUUUCCUUCUCCCUAUGAUUCAUCAGCAUCUCCUUAUCAUCAGCUUAAUUUUCAUCCUUUGGUUAAAUCUGUAUCAGCAGAAAAUCGAUCAGGAACAGUUGGAUUAAAGAUUUGUAAAGCAGUUUUAGUCGGUGAUGUUGCCGUGGGUAAAACAUGUUUGGUAAAUAGAUUCUGUCACGACGCCUUCGAUAGAGAUUACAAAGCUACUAUAGGAGUUGAUUUUGAAGUGGAAAAAUUUUCCGUCCUAUCUAUACCAUUUAAUCUUCAAUUAUGGGAUACUGCUGGCCAGGAAAGAUUUCGAUGUAUUGCAGCAUCUUAUUACAGAGGUUCAAGUAUUAUUAUUGCUGUUUGUGAUAUAAUGGAUCCGGAAAGUCUAAAUCAUACUAAAACUUGGGUAGAUGAGGCGAAAAAAACUGCCGAAAAUCCUAAUAUUUUCUUAGUUAUUACUAAAAAGGAUCUAGCUACUGAAGAACACGUUGCGCUAAUGAAAGAGGAAGGUAAAAAAAUGGCUCAAUUAAUUGGUGCUGAACUUUGGAUAGUAUCUUCCUAUACUGGUGAAAAUGUUAAAGAGUUUUUCUUUAGAGCAGUUGCAUUGACUUUUGAUAAAACAGUUCAGAGUGAAAUCGAAUGGAUAAACAAUAAGACUAAUAUUCAAAUCGGCUCUAGUCUAGUUGAUAUGAAUCAAACAACAUCGUCAUCGCGACAGAAAAGUCCAACAAGGAGUAAUUGUUGCUAAUUAUACCUUUUUUUGACCUAUUUAUUCUUAUUUCCCAUAAGACUUUAUACGUAUUAUCAGAAAAAAAAGAGAAGAAAUCUUAUCUCCCGUAUUUAUCUUCAUUCUAAAUGAAGAAAUGUUAAUUAUUGACUUGAAUAAUAAAUUCUAAUUUCC
Messenger RNA from Dimorphilus gyrociliatus, 1187 nucleotides. The record is from the annotation of a GenBank genome assembly. Lineage: Eukaryota; Metazoa; Annelida; Polychaeta; Dinophilidae.